CUUGAAACUGCGUCUGCGGUUCCCCCCGCGCUGUGCACGCAUGAACACCUCCCCGGGCGCGCAUGACUCCAUCAGGGAGCAACUCUGCCAAAUCGAGCAAAGCCUCGGCGUGUGCCACGUGGCCGAGGUCCAGGCCUGGCAUCGAAAGCCGCCGCAGCCUUCGCGUUCGCCAGCGCCGCCGACCGGCUUGGCCACCAGGAGCCGGUCCAGCCAGCGUCCCAAUCCACGGAUAGAGACUGAGAAGCCGCAACAGGUGCAGAGCCACCUCGCUUCGGCACCUGCGGUGCCCUCAUCUGAUUGCGACCUCGAUGGCCAUUUCAUGGACAAGCUGGACGCGGCCGUGGAUCAAAUGAUCAAAGGGAGCGUGCGCCGGUUGACCUACGGGGAGAAGGUGGAGCUGGGGCCGGCAGGGCCGCCAAAAGACCAGGGCGCGUCUCUGAUGAAAGCCGCCCCCCGGCUGCCGCUGCAGCUCGCCGAGAUACGGCAGCAACUCCGACAGCUGACCUUGGACUGCGAUCGCUUGCAGGCACUUGCCGGGGACAUCCCGGAGGAAGAGGCGGAGCCCCUGGAGAGUGUGGAAGCGGAGCAUGCCAGUGCCAUCAGCUCCGCGAGUCGACUGCUGGACGCUCUGAGCUCUGAUCCGGAUCCGGAACUCUGAGCGUUGAGCGAGAGAAAGCCUAAUUCAAUUGCAGGCAAAUACUCGUAGCUGCCAUGAGGCAGCAUACGAUGGUUCUUUGCGUGCGUAACAUACUUAGCGUGAAA
This is a messenger RNA of Effrenium voratum, 762 nucleotides long. The record is from the annotation of a GenBank genome assembly. NCBI's taxonomy places the organism in Eukaryota, Dinophyceae, Suessiales, Symbiodiniaceae.